AUGGCACAGCUGUUUCAGAACAACGACGAGCAACGACACGACAUGGAGGCGAAGGAGAGGGAGAAGCCGCUGGUUAAAGACUUGAACGAACAUAUCGUCUGUCCUCUCUGCAGAGGUUACCUCAUUGACGCAACGACACUCGUGGAAUGUCUGCAUUCUUGUUAGACGGAAUAUGAAAUCGCGCGAUGCUUCUCAGUUUGCAGAGGAUGUAUAGUGAGACGGUUGAGCAGCGGUGCCAGAGCGUGUCCCGUGUGCAACGUCGCAACGUCUCCGCCGCUCCUGCCGGACGUAAAGCUGCAACGACUGGUCUAUCUCGUGGUACCGGGCCUCUUCCGCUCGGAGCUCGAACGAAGGCGUCACUUCCGGCUGGUCAAUCCGCAAUGCCCACCUUUGGCCCUGCCGUUGGGCGCACUCGACUUAACUUUGGACGAUUUCGUCAGCCUGAGUCUGUGCGAGCUCGACGAGCCGGAAGAGAAGGCGGUCGCUCACGAGCCGGAAAACCGUGCCGGCUCACGACACCGAUCGACCAACAAUAACAACAACAACAACAACGCCGAUCAAACGAGACACGAGGACGCGAUCAAAGUUAAGAGCACGCGGUAUCUCAAAUGUCCGGCAGGAGUGACGGUCCGACACCUGGUGCGACUGCUGAUGCUGAAGAGAGGGUGGGAGGAGGCGAAUUCUCACGGGUCGAGCGUCAACAACAAGAUCGAGAUGCUCUGCGAGAAGUGCAACGAAAAUCGUCGCGGUGGCGCGAGAACGAUGAUACUGGACCAAGCUUGGACGUUGCUGGACCUCGCCUGCAUAUUCGGCUGGAAAAGAGAAGCACCGAUGAAGCUGUUUUAUCGCGUGGUGCGCAAGGAGGACGUUGUCGCUUCCGCAUCGAGCGUGAGUUCGUUCAACGACGAGGCAGCCAAGGAUACCGCGACGAUGGAGGAGAAUAUUCAGAGGCCGCCGACACCGCCGCCAAGUCCCAAGCCGGCACCGCCUCCAGAAUGCGAGGUCGAGGCUCGUAGGAUCUUAGAGGGCAACGUCGAACCACCUCCUCAAUCCUCGCUGAAGACCAACCUGGAGGGCGACAAGGAGCCGAAAGCGAAGAAGCCCAGGUGCAAAGUGACGCCGGUCAUGAGGACGCCGAAUCUCGUGCCGAUACAGACCAAUCACGCGGCUGCCGAGAGCUCGAAGGCCAAGGAGCUGACACCGCAAAAGCUCGAACACCACAAGCACAAGAAGCGACGGAACAAGCGCGUGAUCGCCGAGAUCACCACCACGCCGCGGGAGGAUCUGUUGAAGCUGAAGGUUCGACUGACACCGUGUCCACCGCGGAUCACGUCGAGCAGCGCGAGCGGCCAGGCAAAGGAGAAACUGCUGCAGAUGAGAGCCGUGAGAAGAGAGAAGAUCACAGCUACGACGACGAUAAGUCAGCAACGAUCGACGGACGCGUUGGUCCGAGAGGAGGGAAUUGCCGCUACGAAGGAGAACCUCAGCGAGACGGAGGAGACGAUAGAGGAGAUCAUAGACAGCAUACCGGACGAGGUUGUCCGAAUCGCGCAAAAUAUAACCGCUCCGGCGGAAGAUGCGCCCGCAACGGCAGACAAAACGAAUCAGAGGAACGUACCGCAGAAUUGUACAACGUCGCCAAAGAAGGAAGAAACGGAGCCAGCGGAGGCGGCGGAAAGAGCGGAGCAACCGGAACCGGAACGUCCGAAGAAAGACGAGGAGAUCCUUCGGAGAUUGGGCCUGGUGGCCGUGAACGAGGCCAGCGACAACUUCCGCGAUAAGACGAAGCAACGGGCGCAGAACAACGGGGAGAAGAUCGACAACUUGGACAGGGAGAAACUGGAGAAACAGUUGCGCGAGAGUAAAGCGAAUCGCGUGAGGAGCUUGCUGGCGGAGAAACAGAUGCGCGACGCGUUGAAGACGAUGUCGAAGACGAAAGAAGAGCACCCCGCCGCGACGCCCGUUCAGGUCAGCACACCCCCGAAAAAGAAAGGGCCGCCGCCGUUGACGCCGCUACGCGUUGCCAAGUCUUCCGGUUUCGCAGCGUCGACCGCCAUUUUGGAACCGAAAAAUUCCAAAUACGAGAUCCCGCUAGACCUGAGCAGCGGAGGAACGGUACGUAACAACGUCCGCGAUCUCUCUGCCGGUCUACCGACCAAUUUCUCCUCCUCGUCCUCGUCUUCUGCCUCUUCGUCGUCCUCAUCAUCAUCCUCUUCGUCGUCGUCCUCCUCGCCCUGUUCCGUGCCCUUGUUGAACCCGAGGCCAACGUCGCGACCAACGAUCCCGAUGAUCAGCAUAUUGAAAGCAAAAACGAAAGGCUUGGAACAACGACGCGGUCAGGAUUCCAAUCUAAUGACACUUUCUGACGCGGCUGUGUCCCUGUUAAGCGGCUGCAUCGCCGACGAGAAUUCGGUCGAUCCUUUGGUACUCAGCUCGACCGGUCUCGCGAACAAAGUCGCCCUACGGAUACCGCAACCCCAUCAGAGGAUCUCCAGCUUCGGGAUGAAGAUCAAACCGAACUUGAGCAUCAGGCACAUACCGAAUCCUCAGGCCGUGGUCGCGUCCCAAUACAGGAAUCAAAGAGUCAGUUACUUCAACAACGCCUCGCAACAACCACCGAACCCGGCGAGGCCAGCGGCAGGCCGUGGUUUCAAAGGCUGGUGGCACGGUCGGCGGUAAGAGGUGAAAGUAAAAUCCAGUCGUGUGCUUGCUCGAAUGCCAGGGAAGCUGGAUCGUACGUCGCGAAAUCGCGUACAGGCCGAGCACGCGACGUCGUGGUUGCUUGGACAAGCCGCGUCUCGCCUAUCGAAGAGGUAGAAGAGAAAGAGAGAGAGAGACAGGGAGAGUUUCGCAGUCGAAAGAACGCCGAACCUCGAUCUCACCUUUGGCUCGCGUUUUCCUUCACGACGGGUAUAUAUAUCGUCCACGAGCACGAACGAUACGGCAUCGGAUUGUGUACGGUACGCGGCCAGUACCAUCACCGACAACUCGGUGGCGCAAUAGGAAAAAUGUCAGGGAUAGGUAAAAGGACGUACCUUCGCGAGGUGAAUCCUUAUCUUAUUUGUCCUUUAUGCAGAGGCUACCUUAUAGACGCGACCACCGUCGUCGAGUGCCUGCAUUCGUAGCCGACAAGGCGUUGCAAGACAUCGUGUAUAAAUUGGUCCCCGGACUGUAUCACAAAGAGAUGCGCAGGAGAAGGGAGUUUUACAAGAAACAUCCUGAACAUGAAAUUCCUAGCUUUGAAAUACAGCGUCGAUAUGACGAGAUACACCAUAGAGAUUUGCCAUCGGCGUGCCCCGCUUCCUGAACACUGGACACUCAUGGAUGUCGCUUAUAUUUAUGCGUGGAAAAGGAAUGCACCAAUGCGAUUUUUCUAUCGAGUGGCGUUGGAAGAGCAACGAUUAGAGGCGCCUCCUCACGACAGGCCAUCCACUCCUGGUUUAGGUGCCAGUUUACCUCCUGUUGACGCCACAGUCGCCACACGUGAAAAUAUUAACUCGCAGAGAACAACUGAUUCUGAGAACAACGUGGAAUCCAGGCCACAAGCGAAGAUUACGAACAACGACAAAAAGGCUGCGUUGGACAAUCAAAAUAAAGCCUCGAACGAGGAGCCACGUGCCCCAAGUGAUCAACCACCCUCGAGUGAAAACAAGAAAGCCACUGCUAAGAAGGAACAACCGUCUAGUACGGUAACAACGUCGACAACCGCGACGUUGACCACAAUUUCGAUACAGUCGACGAACGUUGCAUCAACGACGACAGCUACCAACACUGUCGCCUCGUCCGCGUCGAACAACGAAACUAAACAGAUCAAGACACCUAUCAAAAUACUUAAAAAUCCAGAUGGAAGGUACGAAGUCUUAAGAAGCCCUUCGGGUACUUGGAAUCCGAAGGAACCGAGUACCAGGAGCAUCGAGGCGAAACCCUCGAACCCGGAAUUCAGUGUCGUCAGUAUAGGGAACGGUCAGAACUCGAACGGGGUGAAGAUCACGUUGAAACAAUGCACGCCGAACAAUUCCAGCCCGAACAAGCCGAAAGUUAUCAGCAACGUGUUGUUACACUGCAGCCAAGUUGCAGACAAGGAUAGCUCUGACGCAUUGCUCGUUCAACAGCUUCACAGAGAUAAGGAGAAGCGUGAGAAGACCGAGAAGCAGGAGAAGCAAAAGAGGAGAGUGACUUUCGUGGAACAGUCGAUUCCCGAGAAGACUGUGGCCAGUAACGCGUUGAAAACUAUACAGAAGAAGCCAGGCGAACAACAAGAGAAGAAGCAGUUCCUUCAAGGUUUUCAGUUAACAGCUAGGGACUCGGGACCAGAAAUGGUUUCGGAGUCUUCCUCUAAGCUGAACGAAACGAAUGCGAGCAAGGAGGCGAACGAUGUGCAGAAUAAAGGUAACACUACGCCGGAGAAAGAGGGCGCAGCAGCGACAGAGACCCCGAAUAUCGUUACAAGCGACUCGAGGUGUAAGAGCAACAGCGAGAACAUCUCGGUUAAUGCCAGCGCCAGUAAACGAGUCGCAAGCGUGCUGGACGGAAUUGGAAACGCGCGAGUGAAUGCGAAUAAACAGUGCAGUGACGUAAAUGUGUGUACGAUUGGUUACUCGAAGAAUACGAACGUAGGUAUGAACAUCAACGUGAGCAACAGUCCAGCGAAGGUAGAUGUUUACACGUUCUCCAAUGAUCCGCCGGUGGUUCCCGUGGGAGCCGUAAAGAGGAAAUGUCCGCCUGGUUUACCGAUCUUCGACGUGAAGAAGAGGAAGCACCAACACGCUUCGACGCAAAUCUCGAAGAAGCAGGCGCACGUUCAUCCGCCUCCUGUCAUCCAAAAUCACAGCAAGUCACCUCGCAAGCUGCCAACGGAGCACGUCAUUCCAGGGAAGAGACCGAUAAACAUUGUUGGAGAGCCUGGCCCUAGUCGGACACCUACGACACCGAGUCCGAAAGCUUCGCCUGCCCCGGUACUCUCGAACGACACGAGGAAUAUAUUGGACGGCUGCGGGUUGAACAUUCCCGCGAGCCUCAGUAUAACUUUAACAGCGCCGAAAUCACCGGGGAGCAGCGGCGGGUACAUCGAAGCGAACGAUUCGAAAGAUAGUCGGAAGAACACGUUGGGGAAAGUGAGCCCCAGUAUAACUCUCAACGACAGGUCUGUCGAUCCACGAGUGUUGAAAGCGUUGAAGGCCGGCCAGAUAAAAAUGCCCGCGCCGACAAAACCAAAGCAGCCUAAGCAAUCGGACGUGAACAACGACGUGAACAACCAACAACGACAGACGACGAGUGCUGCUGCUGCUGCUGCUGCCAAGCGGGAAAGGGAACAGGAAUCCAGGGAGAUUUUGGAUCUGAGCGGGGGGAAAAAGAUGGAUAUACAUCCGUUAAGAAUACCGCAGCCAGUAACGAAACUCAAAGCGAAACCGACGAUCAGAGACGCGCCGAAUAUUUCGGAUCAGGGGCAAGUCGUAACGUUGGUUGGCGGUCACAGGUAUUAUCGCGCGCCACCGGGCUCCUUGACUCCAGCAGCUCAUCGAGUCAACGACUGCCCGCUUCCGACACCCGCGAGAACGCCAGUUUAUGCACCUGGCUUCUCCAAUUCUUUGGGCAACAGCAGGUACAGCACAAAUCUUUCAUCCGUUUUUCCCAGUCUGCAAAGCCUCUAUGCCUUGAGCCAAGCGCCGAAUCUUCAGCAGUUUCAGACGGAUGCAAAGCUAAGGAUACCACGAGGGACCGACCCGAAUACCACCAUGUCCAACACCGACACUCGAAAUAUGAACGCUAGUAGUAUGUCCGGGAAAAGUCACCUGGCUGCCCAGUGUGCGCCAGUGAAACCGGCGAGAUCGUCGAUAGCGCCUUUGGCCAUUGCGAUAACCAAGCAACAAUCGAACGAUAAAUCGGCCAGUACAAACGCGAGAUCGGCCGCGAACGAGAUAAGCAAAACGCCUGUGUAUCGCGCUAACGAACCUCUCGACUCCACACAGCCUGGCCAACAAUUGUCCGUCCAAACAACAAAGUACUCGCCGGUCGCGGAAGCUAACAAUCGAUACUCGCCAGCUCGAGUAGCUACUAACAACACUAACAACAGUAGCACAGUGGUGAACAAUGAGGACAAACCGUCUACCGAAGUAAAUCGUGAUUCAAACUUGGAGACGAACAACGAUACGAGGAAAGAACCGGACAAUUCGUCGCGUCAAACGCCUCAUCGCGAAGCAGCCAGUCCAAGAGUAUCGUCCACGGCUUCUCCGUCGCCACCACCCGGUGAUACCAGCGCGAACACCAUCAACGAGACUACCAGCGGUCAUAACAAUAACACGAACACCGCCUCGAACGGAAUAGACAACGACGUACCCGCAUCAAGCCCGACGAAGAACAGCAACAUAGGUGCAGAAGUAUCGAGUAGCAAGUCACCCGCAAGUCCGGAUUCUAGCUCGGUAACUAUCGAAAAUCCUUCUAGCAAAAGCUGCUCCACAAUGGAGCAAGGGUGUGCUUCUCCUUCGCAGACGUUAGACGCAGUGAAAUCCCUGGAGAAUUCGACGAAGAGCGAGACUAACGUUACAGAAGCCUCGACGAACGAGAAUGAAAAGAAACUGACCUCCACUAAGCAAGCUGACGCGAAACAACUGACCUCGGAGAUGUUUCAGAAAAGAUUGCUAGCUGCAUUCCCUUCGAACGAGUGGGCAAACAAUCCUAUAGCUGCGGAGCAUCUGGGCAACUUUUUAAAAAGCCUGAACGCGUCGAUCAAAUCGGAUAAUAAGAUGGACAGCGUGGGAUCGGAAAAAGCAGAGAAUCAACUCGCGUGCAACGAUGCAACGCGUUUAAAUAACGACAUCUCGUCGAAAACUCGAACGGACGUCGCUGAAUCGUCAUGA
Molecule: messenger RNA, 6857 nt
Organism: Heterotrigona itama
Lineage: Eukaryota; Metazoa; Arthropoda; Insecta; Hymenoptera; Apidae
Source: the annotation of a GenBank genome assembly